Tetrahymena thermophila SB210 is the source of this 948-nucleotide messenger RNA. RefSeq lists its product as hypothetical. The record is from RefSeq and is a predicted model, not a curated record. The transcript has a single exon. NCBI's taxonomy places the organism in Eukaryota, Ciliophora, Oligohymenophorea, Hymenostomatida, Tetrahymenidae.
GAUUAAUUAGAAUUAAUUUCAAGAAAAAUAUCACAAUUAAUUUACUUAAAAAAGGAGAUACGAAUUCAAACUUUAUUAACUUCAAAAACAGAAAUGUAUUCAAUGCAAUAAUAAUUAAUAACUCCUCACUAAGUUAUUAUGUAGCCUGCACCUUUAAUUGUUCCUAUUACUCCAAUAUCUAUGUAAAUGAAUCCAACAAUGUAAUAGAUGAUGCAGUACAAUAGUCAGUAACACUUAAACAAUUACUAAUAAUCUACACCUGAGCAAAAGGCACAUUAAAUAAACAAAGGAAACUAAUCAAUGACUAUUGAAAGAGAGGAAUAGUGUAUGUAAUUGUUCUGGGAUUUUAGAACAGUAACUUAUAAAUCUCAUUUAGGUGAGCAUUCACUAAAUCGUUACCAAUUAAAUUGUUUGAAUCUUCUUUUUGUCUUUCCUCUUAAAAUUUGCUUUUGCUCCUAUAGAAUUCCUAAUGCUGUUGAAAAUUAAUUUGAAGCUUCUAACUAACCCCGUUUGGUUAUAGCAGGACCAAGCUGUGGCUAUCUCACUAUAGGUGAAGAUGUUCUUGGGUAUUACUAGCUUGAGAAUCCAAGUCUUCUUUGUUAGUGCCUAUGUGGUGAAACGCCCAUAGUACAUAUUACUAAUGCUGUCACUUAAGAAAAGUCUAUUUUGAAAACAGAAACAAGCUGCGUUAGUUCUUGCUUAGAAUGCUGUCUCCCUUGCUUUGCUUUAUCUAGAAAUUUUGUAGAUGAAAAAGGUAAAACUUCCACCUAUAGCAGAUCUUUUUGUUAGGCUAUCUUUAACUGUCUUACACUUAACUCUAAAUUUUACAACUAAGUUAACUUUAAUUACAAUAACAGUGAUAGUGAAAUGAGUAAACUACUCUAAUAUGGAGCCUUUAUUUUCUUUCAAGAAUAUUCUAAUAACUUUAAAGGAUGUUUAAUAUGUUGA